CGUCCUCGUCUUCCCCUGGUUCCUCCCCGUCUCGCCUCUGCCCUCGCCGAGGCGAACAGCCAAUCCGACCCCAAUCCCCAGCGCGGCGACGCCAGCCACCACCCCCCUGCCGCCACCGAUGGCCGCGCGGCGCGGGCCCCACGUCAUCAGCCUGCACGAUCCCAACCCGCCCCUCCUCGGCCGCGCGCCGGCCGCCGCCCCCGGGCCCGCGCCCGCGCCCGCGCCCGGCCCCGCCGCGCACCCCGCCUUCGCCGCGAUCGAGCAGCGCCUCGCCGACCGGGACCUGGACAUCCAGGAGCUGCUCGUCGACAACCAGCGGUUCGCCGCCACGCACGUCGCGCUCCAGAAGCAGCUCAUCGCGGCGCAGCACGAGCUGCGGGCGGUCUCCGUCGCCGCCACCAGGGCCCGCGCCGAGCGGGAGGGCGAGGUGCACGCCCUGGCGCAGCAGGCGGCGCACAUCGAGGCAGAGGCGAGGGCCGUCGCCGCGGUGCGCGCGGAGGUCGACCAGGUGCACGCCGACGUCCAGGUGCUCGCUGGGGCGCGCACCGAGCUCGUCAACCGGCUCCAUGGAUUGCGGGAGGAGCUCGCGCGCAAGCAGGCCGAGGCGAGUAAGACCGGUCCCGUCCGGGCGCAGAUUGAAACCAUGCGCCGGGAGAUCCAGAAGGGCAGAGCUGCGGUUGAUUUCGAAAAGAAGGCACAUUCUGAUAACCUUGAGCAAAGUAAAGCGAUGGAGAAAAACAUGAUUGCUGUGGCUAGUGAUAUUGAGAGGCUUCGAGGAGAACUUUUAAAUGCUGAAAAAGGGGCCACUGCUGUCAACCCAGCAGCAGCUGUUCCUAACUCUGGAUAUCCUGCAGCUUAUGGCAAUUCUGAGGCAACAUAUACUGCGAUGUAUGGCAAUCCUGAGGCAACAUAUGCUGCACAGUCUUAUCCCGAUGCUUAUAGCACUAAUCAGGCCCAUAUGCACACCCAAGGCAAUUCUCAUUACAUGGCUCAACCUGUUUCCUAUGGACAAUAUGAGAGCCAGCACACCAAUGUUCAAAGAUGACUGCCAACUCAAGAUAGCUUUGACUUGCCAGUGUAAAAGGAUAGCCGCAGAGUCAGCCAAAUUAUGUAUGUUAGAGAUGUUCAUGACAUGGAACUAUGGAAGUGUUUGAGGUCCUCUCUUGUUCAUUUUUUUCCUGGUUAAUUUGUUCCUGAAUUUAUGAGGCGAAUUUUGGAGCAAAAAACUUCCUUGCCUCUCGUUGUACUAGCCCUGAUUCAUCAGUUCUGCAAAUCGGUGGUGUUAUUCAUGGAUGCUGAAUUGCUGAUGACUCAAACUAGUAGUGGUGCAGACAUUUGUACAUAUGAAUGGAUACUGACUGCAAGUUGGAUGACA
Messenger RNA from Panicum virgatum (switchgrass), 1375 nucleotides. RefSeq names its product protein FLX-like 1. The record is from RefSeq and is a predicted model, not a curated record. The coding region runs from base 119 to 1045 and encodes 308 amino acids. NCBI's taxonomy places the organism in Eukaryota, Viridiplantae, Streptophyta, Magnoliopsida, Poales, Poaceae. The transcript has 4 exons.